This is a messenger RNA of Lasiodiplodia theobromae, 3045 nucleotides long. RefSeq names its product Kinesin motor domain protein. The transcript is spliced from 5 exons. The coding region runs from base 1 to 3045 and encodes 1014 amino acids. Gene Ontology annotation, molecular function: ATP binding; microtubule motor activity; microtubule binding. NCBI's taxonomy places the organism in Eukaryota, Fungi, Ascomycota, Dothideomycetes, Botryosphaeriales, Botryosphaeriaceae. The record is from RefSeq and is a predicted model, not a curated record. Gene Ontology annotation, biological process: microtubule-based movement.
AUGGACUCGCACGAGAAUCUGAAGCCCACCGGCAUCAAGCCGCCGAGCAAGCUGCCCGCGCUGUCCACCAUCGGGCGCGGCUUGUCAGAACUGUCCGCCGCCGACAACAACUCACGCGCCAUGCCAUCGUCGGUCGUUCCCACUAAACACAAAGUCUCUGGCCUUCCAGAGCCAGCGCAAAAGCUGCCUCGGAAGGCGACGCUGGAGAGGACCGCAGACCCCAAAUCCAAGGUUCCUGCUGCGCCGGGCUCAAGGACCAUUGGCGCCCCCAAAGCGACGACAGCGGCAGGUGUCCGCAAUGGUACUUACUCAUCUUCUGUCUCAGCAGCUUCUACGCGCCAGACUCGCGCCAACUCCAACUCCUCUUUCGCCAACAGCUACAGCCACGGCCCUCGCACGACUCGACCGCAGACAUCCAUGGCGCAUUCGCGGAGCCAGUCCCAUCAGACCCCCGCCACUCGGCCGCGCACUGCCAUGGACAACGACGACAGUGAUCCGCCAUCGCUCAGCAAGCGCAAGGGUACGAUUCCCAUUUCUAUUACAACCUGCGUCCCGGCAGAGGAGCUUAAGCUUGGAAAGUUGCGCGGGAGCCCAAGCAAGCAGUGCGAGGAUGUCUCGUACCGCAGGCGCUCUCGCGCCACUCAAGCUACUCGGCACUCUGCCGUGGAUUCUCCCUCUCAGCCUGAGCAGCAAUUUCAAUUUCAGUCUUAUGUUCAGCCCCACAAGCAAACCAGACGCCGCAGGUCUGCCCGGGAUGUGUCGCUUUCAACACGAUUCCAGUCCUUGACCAUCUCAGACGGAAUCAAAGGAUGCAUCCCGGAAGACAAGGAGCCGCCUGCUACCCCUUCUCUGAUACCCCGUCCUGUACUGGCGCAGCUGAUGCCGGCACCACCGCCGCCACCCCCUUUCACCCCUACAAGCCACCGCUAUCGUGCCACAUCUCCUUCUAAAGAGCCAGUUACACCUUUUUUGAGUAAAGAUUCUAACAUGCGCGCGCCUUUUACAGCAUGGGAUACGAAGGGUCGCCUUGAAGAUAUGGAGGCCCUUUACACAGAGCUCAAGCAGCAAAUGGAGAGCACGUCGACCGAGCGCGAGAACAUGAAGGAAAAUGUUGAGAGCUACAAGGCAAAGAGUAUGUCAGCUAUGCUCGCCAGUAUCAGCUACUCCCUACACGAGCUUGUCAUCACACGCUACAUUACGCAACAGAAGUCCUUGAAGUUAACUAUUACUCUUGCUACUGCAGUCCACGAACUCGACGCGAUGCGAGUGCAACUGUCGACGAAAGUCGACUCCUACCGAUCGGAACUAGAGGACACAAGGCUGAAACUAACCCAAUCUGAAGUCGCCCUGGACGCAGCGAAGAAGACCCAUGCGUUCGAAUUGAAGGACCUGCAGAGACAGAGUGAGCAUGAGUUGAAAGAUUUGCAAUUUCAACACGAGAGGGAAACAAUGAGGCUCAAGCAGGAUGCCGAACGGAAAUCGGACGAGUUACAGAGGAAGCUGGACGCUCAAACCAGCGACCUGAAGAGGGAGUACGAGCAGAAGCACGCAGAGAUGAAAAAGGAGCUGGAGACAGAGCUCGAGAAGGAGCGGCAGCUCCGCAUCAGAGAGAUCUCGGACAUGAAGACGGAGACCGAGCUUCAUCGCCAGAAUGCGGGAGUCGACCUGGAGCGGAAGGAACGCGAAAUGAAAGAGCUCAAGCGCGAGAACGAGCAAUUGCAGGCUGAUCUCGAACGGAAGACCACUCUCGAGAAGAACCUGCGCGACAAGCUUUCCGAGGCUUCUGCCAACAUCAUGUCCCUGGAGAGCUCCAACAGCGCUAUGAAAGCCAAAAUCAACUUCCUCGAAUCCGACAGUCAAGCCCAGUCUUCGGCUUUCGGCGAACUCCAGAAGCAGAUGCAAGAAGCGAUCGAUGCAGCUGAAGAGGCAAAGGCUAAGCUUCGUGCCGAGGAGACGCUUCGCCGCAAGCUCCACAACCAGGUGCAGGAGCUCAAGGGCAACAUUCGUGUCUUCUGCCGUGUGCGUCCGCCGUCGGAGACUGAAGUCCCCCAAGCUGCGGAGAUCGCCUACCCGGAUGCAGGAAAAGACAGCAAGGAAGUCGUCAUUCAGGGUCCGCAGCAAAAGAGUGCGAUGGGUACCGUCACCCAGUCCACCAGUCCCUUUACUUUCGACCGCGUUUUCGGCCCUGGUUCUCAGAACGCCGAAGUCUUUGACGAGAUUUCGCAGCUGGUGCAGUCUGCGCUCGACGGGUACAAUGUCUGUAUCUUCUGUUACGGACAAACUGGCUCGGGUAAGACCUACACCAUGUCUUCAGUCGAUGGCAUGAUUCCUCGCGCUGUCAGGCAGAUCUAUGAGACCGCACAGGGUCUAGAGGAGAAGGGCUGGAGAUACAAGAUGGAAGGCCAAUUCGUCGAAGUCUACAAUGAAAACUUGAACGAUCUGCUUGGUAGGGCGGAGGAGCUCGACAAGAAGAAGCUGGAAAUCAGGCAUGAUCCGGUCAAGAAGCAGACAAUGAUCACCGACGUCACCACCGUCGCUCUUGACAGUCCCGAGAGAGUGCAAGAGAUGCUCGCGAGCGCCUCGCGCAACCGCAGUGUCGCCGCUACUAUGGCCAACAGCCGUUCGUCUCGUUCUCACUCCGUCUUCAUUCUCAAGCUUAAGGGCGAGAACUCAAUCACUGGCGAACGCAGCGAAGGCACGCUGAACCUCGUCGAUCUUGCUGGUAGUGAGCGUCUGAGCCACUCUGGCGCUACAGGCGACCGUCUCAAGGAGACGCAGAACAUCAACCGCAGCUUGAGUUGCCUUGGUGAUGUCAUUGGCGCACUCGGCUCUGGCAAGGAGGGAGCUCAUGUGCCGUACAGAAACAGCAAGUUGACUUACCUGCUGCAAUACUCCCUCGGCGGAAACUCUAAGACACUCAUGUUCGUCAUGAUCAGCCCGCUGCAGCCUCACUUGCACGAGACUCUCACGAGUUUGAAGUUUGCAACCAAGGUACACAACACGCACAUCGGCACCGCUAAGAGGCAGGCCAAGGUCAAGGACUAA